CCGCCCAGAAUAGCCACCCAUAUUGCCCUCUUCUCUCUCUCUCUCUCAAAAAUAUCCAAAACCACACACCAACAUAAACAAAGAAAAAUCUCUCUCUUUCUCACAAAUUACAGUUCUAAUCCAUCAUCAUCAUCAUCAUCAUCAUCUUCAGCAACAACAUAAACUCAUCAACAGAAUUUCUCUGUGUUUUUUCCUGUAAAUUUAAUGGCCUCUACCCUAUCUUCUCCUUCUAAAAAACCUUAUUUUCUUGGCUUUCUUGAUAUAUGAGCUUAUUUUGUGUUGGUGGGCAAGCGAGGAACCCUAAUAUUUAAAAGAAGAGUAGAAUAUUAUUAGGUUAAAAUAGAAGAAGAAGAUGAGUCUUGAAGAGUCUUUAAGAUCUCUUUCUUUAGAUUAUCUGAACCUUCUGAUAAACGGACAAGCCUUUUCUGAUGUAACUUUCAGCGUAGAGGGUCGGUUAGUUCAUGCACACAGAUGUAUUUUAGCAGCCAGAAGUCUUUUCUUUAGGAAAUUCUUUUGUGGACCCGAGAGUACAGACUCAAGAAUAGGAUCGUCAUCCUCAUCCUCCUCCUCCUCAAGAUCAGGUAAUAAUACUAAUAACAAUGUGAUACCAGUAAACUCAGUGGGAUAUGAGGUGUUCUUGCUGCUCUUACAGUUUUUGUACAGUGGACAAGUCUCGAUUGUCCCUCAAAAGCAUGAGCCAAGGCCUAAUUGUGGUGAAAGAGCCUGCUGGCACACACAUUGCACCUCCGCCGUUGAUCUUGCUCUCGACACUCUUGCCGCCGCUCGAUACUUCGGCGUCGAACAACUUGCAUUGCUCACUCAGAAGCAAUUGGCUAGCAUGGUAGAAAAGGCUUCAAUUGAAGAUGUUAUGAAAGUUUUAAUUGCAUCAAGAAAACAAGACAUGCACCAGCUUUGGACUACUUGCUCUCAUCUUGUAGCCAAAUCAGGCUUGCCUCCAGAAAUCUUAGCUAAGCAUCUUCCUAUAGAUGUCGUAGCCAAAAUCGAAGAGCUUCGUCUCAAAUCAUCGAUAGCUCGUCGAUCACUAAUGCCUCAUCACCCCCACCAUCCCCACCACCAUCACCACCACCACAACCAUCAUGAUCUUACAGCAGCAGCUGAUCUUGAAGACCAAAAAAUUCGAAGAAUGAGGCGGGCAUUAGACUCGUCCGACGUCGAACUAGUCAAGCUAAUGGUAAUGGGAGAAGGACUCAAUCUUGAUGAAGCAUUGGCUCUACAUUACGCAGUCGAAAAUUGCAGCCGGGAGGUCGUCAAGGCGCUGCUAGAACUCGGUGCAGCCGAUGUAAACUACCCGGCGGGACCUGCUGGGAAAACCCCGCUGCAUAUCGCAGCAGAAAUGGUAUCACCGGACAUGGUUGCAGUACUUUUAGAUCAUCAUGCUGACCCGAAUGUUCGAACCGUGGAUGGGGUGACACCGCUGGAUAUUCUCCGAACCCUAACAUCAGAUUUCUUGUUCAAGGGGGCAGUUCCAGGGUUAGCACACAUCGAACCGAACAAACUAAGAUUAUGUCUUGAGUUAGUACAAUCAGCAGCAUUGGUUCUUUCACGUGAAGAAGGGAAUAACAAUAGUGUUAAUGCAACAGCCGCAAUUUAUCCACCGAUGAGCACUGAUGACCAUAAUAAUAACAAUAAUAGCAGUACCAGUGGAUUGGAUUCAAGACUGGUUUACUUGAACCUGGCUGGUUCUUCAGCUCCAAUGGAAGGAGACGAUGAUCAUAGUAGCCACAGCAGAGAUGCUAUGAGCCGGCAUGACUCAGCAAUGUAUCAUCACUCUCAUGAGUUCUAGAUCAACUCUCUGUCUCUCUCUCACACACUCAAUCAUAAUAUUAUAUAUAUAUAUAUAUAUAUAAAAAGAAUUAAUUAUAUGAAAUCAAUGAUGGAGUUGGGGAAAGACAAGUUGAAAAAUUAAGUAAUAUUAUUAUUAUUGGGUCAUAUAUAAUAUCCUUUUCUUGUCAGUUCUUUUCUUUAUCUUUUUCCUUUUCUUUUUGGUAUGGUAAUUAUUUAAAAUAGGAAUUAAAACAAACAAGUGCAGUUCCAUUGGAGGAUGGGAUGUAUGUGUUUGAUCAUGGGAUGAGUGAGACAAGGAGAAUCUGAUGUUGAAGAUGAAGAAAUUUGUAUUGUAAAAUUGUUUAUGAUGAAGAUCAAGAAAUGCAGGUGGUCAAUCUUUUCAAAACCAGGCCUGUCAACUCCUUUGUAUUUAUUGAUAAAUCUAAUUUCAUGCCCUAUUUAUUGCCCACUUUUA
Mercurialis annua (annual mercury) is the source of this 2260-nucleotide messenger RNA. RefSeq names its product BTB/POZ domain and ankyrin repeat-containing protein COCH-like. The transcript is spliced from 2 exons. Gene Ontology annotation, biological process: plant organ development. Gene Ontology annotation, molecular function: protein binding. The record is from RefSeq and is a predicted model, not a curated record. The coding region runs from base 353 to 1804 and encodes 483 amino acids. Lineage: Eukaryota; Viridiplantae; Streptophyta; Magnoliopsida; Malpighiales; Euphorbiaceae.